Messenger RNA from Pogoniulus pusillus (Red-fronted tinkerbird), 2763 nucleotides. RefSeq names its product aquaporin 11 (gene AQP11). Gene Ontology annotation, biological process: transmembrane transport. The coding region runs from base 171 to 935 and encodes 254 amino acids. The transcript has 4 exons. Gene Ontology annotation, molecular function: channel activity. Gene Ontology annotation, cellular component: cytoplasm; membrane. The record is from RefSeq and is a predicted model, not a curated record. NCBI's taxonomy places the organism in Eukaryota, Metazoa, Chordata, Aves, Piciformes, Lybiidae.
GAGACCUGCCUCUCCGCAGCGCUUUUGGCGAGGGAGGCGGGCAGGGGCACAGCGCUGCCGGCCCGUGCCGGGCUGCACCCCGCUGCCCUUUGCUCCGCGGCACCGGAGGGCGGUGGGGCUGGACCGAGGCGAACUCUUGGGAGCCCUUCGGCCUGUGCAGCAGCCUGGCCAUGGCCGUCGGCGGGGUCGGGCGGUCGCUGCUGCUGCUGGCCGGCAUCGUGGCGGCGGUGGGACUGUGCCGGAGGCUAACCCGCCGCCGGCUGCGCACCCGCCAGCGCCUUCGCACUUUCCUCUUGGAGAUGUUCGGCACCUUCCAGAUUUGCGCCUGCACGAACGAGCUCUGCCUGCUCGGCGACGUGGAGCCCACGCCGCACACCGCCCUCACCCUCACCUACGGCUUCACCGUCCUGCACGGCCUGACGCUGCCCGGCAGCACCUGCAACCCCUGCGGCACCCUGCAGCCCAUGUGGGCCGGCGGGACGUCGGUCCGGGCGGGCGGACUGAAGAUCGCCGCUCAGUUCGCGGCGGCGGCGCUUGCCAGGGCGUUCAUGCGCUUCAUCUGGAGCUUGGAGAUGGCAGAGCCACAUUCCGGAGCGCUCUCGCAGGGCUGCAGCAACCCCAUCCAGACUACGGAGAUGCAGGCGUUCUGCAUAGAACUGCUUUUCUCUGUCGUCUUCCAGCUCACCAUCCUGCGAGUGGAAAGUAUUAAUCCCAAAUACAAAGUCCAUUUGAUUGCUCUUCUCAUCACCAUGCUGGUGUAUGCAGGUGGAAAUCUGACAGGAGCAAUAUUUAACCCAGCCCUGGCUUUUUCACUACAUGCCAAUUGCUUCUACGAGAGGUUCCUGAGUUACUCACUUGUGUACUGGAUAGCACCAUCCUUAGGUACAAUGCUUGUGGCUGUCAUCUGGGAUGAGCUCCUCCCUCGGAUAUCCUGAGAGCAGCUUCUGGAAUCUAGCAGCACCAUGUUAAAAUGUCUCCCAGCACCUGCAGCAAAGGAGCUGCCAGGAAACCACUGCCACUGACUUCCAAGGCACCUUCCAGCUGUACUUUCAGAUUGCACAUCUGAACUGUUUGACUGCAGCUUUGUACUCAGACACCUCUUUUGUAACAGCACUUUGGGAUGCUGAGGCCACCUGCCAGCAGGUUCAGUUAAGCCAUGUGAAUGUGAUGGACUGGUAAAACACUGACACUUGUCACUUUAGCCAUAAGUGCCAUUUGCUGGCCUUUAGUCCAGCAGGGAACACCCUGUCCCUUCAAGGUUUGAUUUUACUCGAUUACUUCCCCCUAGAAGGCACCUGGCAAAGAAAGAGCUUAAGCUUUCAUUCCUCAUCUUAGUCCUACUUGCCACAUCCAUACCUCUGAGAGGAAGAGCACAGCUCCCUAGAAGAGGCUCCACAGUUCUGUUCUAGAGGUGUCCUACACCAUAACUAAAAGGCUGUAGGAACAGCACUGUUUUGCUAAUAGCCAAGUGCAGGGAAGUAAGUAACCCUUUGCUUCCUUUUGGGAAGGCUCUGCCUAAUCCUGUCCCACUAGGGUCUGUUGAAUGUUUAUCUUGAUUGGAAAGAGCAGUAAUAAAGUAGCAGAACUGUAAAUGCACAUCUAAAAGGAUGAUUUAGGCAACAACAACAAAAAACCAACCCUCAAUUUCUGUGAGCUUAGUGCUGCCUUUAAAAUGGACUCUGUAUACAGAGAUGAAUCAUGUGGAACUUGAUUUGUCCUUGCUUUUAUCUAACUGUUAUCAGAUACUUCUCUUGCAAUAAAGGAGUCUGCAACACAGGGGAAGAAAUAAAAGAGCCAAUGGCACAAACACCCCCCUUACAGCCUCAGCCAUGAAGGGUACAGGACCACUGAUAGGCUCCAGCCUCUGAAGUUCUCUUUCUGGCAUGAGGUUUCUUCUGGCUGCAUCUUCUGUUUUAUAUAUGCUCAAAUAGUUUUCAUACUUAAGACUAAAUUCAGUGUUUCCUACUGUAGUUACUGGGUUAGAGAGAUGGUUAACAAGGCCUGCAGGUCUCUUCCCCCUCUACUGCACUCUGCUGAGACCCCACCUGGAGUCCUGCAUCCAGCUCUGGAGCCCCUGGGACAAGAGGGCUGUGGAGAUGCUGGAGAGUGUCCAGAGCAGGGCCAGGAGGAUGCUGAGAGGCUGCAGCAGCUCUGCUGUGAGCACAGCCUGAAAGAGUUGGGGCUGUGCAGGCUGGAGCAGAGGAGGCUCCCAGGGGAUCUUCUUGUGGCCUUCCAGCAUCUGAAGGGGGCUCCAGAAAAGCUGGGGAGGGACUUUUUAGGCUGUCAGGGAGGGAAUGGAGCAAAGGUGGAGGUGGGGAGAGUGAGGCUGGAGGUGAGGAGGAAGUUGUUGAGCAGGAGAGUGGUGAGAGGCUGGAGUGGGUUGCCCAGGGAGGUGGUUGAGGCCCCAUGGCUGGAGGUGUUUGAGGCCAGGCUGGCUGAGGCUGUGUGCAGCCUGCUCUAGGGUAGGGUGUCCCUGGGCAUGGCAGGGGGUUGGCACUGGCUGCUCCUUGUGCUCCCUUCCAUCUCUGACUGAUUCCAGGAUCCCAGUAGCAGGCCUCUCAACCUAUUGCCCAGGUCACCUUGCAGACCAGAUUGUAAGAGGAAGGGGGGGAGGGGACCCACACAAUCAAUUGUUCCACCAUAAAAUUAUGAGCCCAGCUGUAAAGAGCUGCAGCUCUCAGCCUGUUUGCUUUGCAAGAGCUCAGGAAUCAAACACUUUGAUGUAAUUUCUUACUUGCUGCAAUAAAACCUUUCCCUGCUUCA